AAAUUUUUCAAAAAAAUUUAUAGAUAGAAAUGUGAAGACUAGAAUGCACGCCAACGAUGAUGAUAACGAGCUUUUGCGUAUUCAAUUAGAAGGAGAGGAACUAGAAAAAAAGAACAUCGACAAUGAAAAGAUUCAGCAUGAGCGCGACAACCGUGGGGUACCAAUUAAAAGAGACGAGGAUGGGACUGUGUUUGAGUGGGACCAAUCACUUAAAGGCUGGUUUCCAAAAGUAGACUCAGCGUUCUUGGCUGCAUACAGACUGUCAUAUGGCGAUUCCAAUGAUGCGAUUAAAACUGAAGGUGGAAGUAUUGAGAGGUCAACUCAACGUGGAAUCGAUCAAGUUAGAUAUGUACAUCCAGAGACCAGAAAUGUGUAUGAGUGGAAUGACGUUAAAUACCUGUGGAUAAAUGUAAAAGAUGAAACGGAUACUAUGGCUCCCAAUGUCGAAUCAAAUAACUCACAAAAAUACACAGACCCUUCUACGAAUGUUGAGUACAUUUGGAGUGCAUCUAUGACUCAAUGGGUCGCUGAAACUUAUGUGGAUCACUUAACAGGUUUAUCAUUUACCUGGGAUGAUGGCAAGCAAGAAUACGUGGUUGCAGGCGAGCUGAAAAAAUUUGCUGACUCCAAAAAUUCCGAUGAGUUAAAGAAUGAAAAACCAUCAGAAAGUUGUAGCCAAGGUUUGAGAGCGCCCGGAGCAAUUGAAAAAGAGCAAAACCAAAUCCCAAAAAGAAAAAGAAAAGAACCAGAAUGGUUCAAUAUAGACGAAAAUCAGAAUUCGAAUGUUUAUGUUUACGGACUACCACUUGAUAUGAGCCAAGAAGAGUUUGAAACACUGAUGAACAAGUAUGGCAUAAUCAUGACUGAUCCAGAUACGGGAAAGCCCAAAGUAAAGUUAUAUCAAAAUCCUGAUGGAACCAUGAAGGGCGACGGUCGUUGUUGCUACUUAAAAGUGGAGUCAGUUGAAUUAGCUUUAAAAUUACUUGACGGGCUCGAUUACCGCGGUGGCCGCAAAAUUGGGGUCCACAGAGCCCAAUUCAAGCUUAAGGGGGAGUUUGAUCCCACGAAAAAGAAGAAAAAGCGUACCAAAAAGAAAAAAGGCAAAGCAACUCAAGAAAAAUUGUUAGAUUGGAGACCAGAAGCGAAUCGAUUGGUUGCUAAUCGAAAAAGAUGUGAGAAGGUAGCUGUUUUGAAAAACGUGUUUGAUGCGAGAUCCUUGAUGAAAGACGUAAAACAAAUCCCCGCGCUGCAGAAAAAAGUCAAUCAGGCUUGCAGUCGGUUUGGGGCGAUCAAAAAAGUUUGUAUAUUUGACCUCCAUGAUGAAGGUGUAGCAUCGAUCGCUUUCAGAGAUUGGGACUCAGCAGAUAUGUGUGUAUCACAACUAGACAAUAGGCAGUUCCUAGGGCGAAAAAUAACAGCGGAACUGUGGGAUGGGGUCACAAAUUACAAAAUAGUGGAGACAGAAGAGCAAGAGCGGGCACGAAUUGAAAGGUGGGAGAAAGAGUUAUCUGGUGAUUGGUCAACUCCAGCGCAAGAAUCGAAGAGCGAAAAGCCAUUAGCUGAAAGUUUACAAGAUAGCACGUUGGAAGAAAUGUUGGGGCUAGAUCGAGACAGUGACGAUCAAGAUGAGGCCGAGGAUGAAUACGAAGAAGCUAAAAUGAAAGAAAUAAUGGCUAAUUUAGCAUCCGGCGGCGAAAUAUUUGGCAGUGUUCAGUCAAAAAUGAUGUCGGAAAGCACCACAAAAGAAAACAGCAGCUGAUUGAGGCAAGGUUGAUAUUAUCAAGCAAUAGUUGUUAGCUUAAUUUUGUUUUGCUCUAUAUUAAAUUAAUUUCAAAAACUG
Messenger RNA from Symsagittifera roscoffensis, 1840 nucleotides. RefSeq names its product 17S U2 SnRNP complex component HTATSF1-like. Gene Ontology annotation, cellular component: U2-type spliceosomal complex; U2 snRNP. Gene Ontology annotation, biological process: mRNA splicing, via spliceosome. The transcript has a single exon. Lineage: Eukaryota; Metazoa; Xenacoelomorpha; Acoela; Convolutidae. The record is from RefSeq and is a predicted model, not a curated record. Bases 44 to 1759 code for a protein of 571 amino acids. Gene Ontology annotation, molecular function: RNA binding.